UGUCUCUCGCUGAAGCGGUGAAAAGAAAUCGAAGUAAUCUGCUGGUCGAUAGCUCCUUGGUAGCGACCGCGGCGUUUAUUCGGAACCGAGCGCUAACCGCGUGUGCACACGCAGUUCGGUAUCCAAGGCGGAUGGGGCAGGCUUGUGCCUGGCCAUCUUGUUCACACACGCCAAGUUCUUCGGAAAAUUGGUGGCUAAAUUCCCUGUUGGACAGUUUCUAAGAGGAAAAAAGUCAUGCACUGGAAACAGUACACAGACGGUCUAUGCAUUGUGGGUCUAGGUGGGGGAUCAUCGCCUGCCUAUCUCACCAGGAGUGCAUCGACGUCAAGGGCGUCUGGCCGCCUCGCCACUUUGCAAAACUCCCAACGUCUCUUUGUCAGCCCUAAGGGCCGAAAUACGUCUCACGCAAAUCAGUCCCCGGCGUCAAUAGACGAUGCACUGCCCGAAAUCGCCCCGGGCGUGCCUCGAACGAUAGACAUCGACAUCGGCGUACAGGGAAAGGCCAAAACAAUUCACCCAUGCAUAGUCAGUCCCAGGGACGUAGGUACGCCUGUUGUCUCUGAUGAGGGGCCAUUGUACCGAGUAAAACAAGGGGUUUCCGAGAAGACUGACUCUAAAUCAAGCACUGGCAGUGAACUGAGGUGCCCUCAGCCGGCUGUUCAUCACAGCUACCCGCAGCAUGCGCUGCGGACUCGGUCGCCGGCUUCCAACAGCGUGGCCUCCUUUGGGGAUCUCAGCAUCACUUCCGUCAGUCUGUCUUCCAGGACCGUGCCCUCACGAAAGUCCGACCCAGAGAUCGGCAGUAGCGUCAAAGACGGCGAGAGUGAGUAUUUAUCCGAGAUCCUAGGGGAGUACGUUUCACUGUCCCCGUCACCAGUGAAGGGAUCUCCCCAAGAGGCGACGCCACGCGGAACGCCCAAGCGACCUUCUACCAACUACCACUCGAAGCUACUUCACAUGAGGUCUCUACUUAGAGACAACGGCCAGCCCUCCGACUCAGUCACCACCCAAACGGUGGACCUGGAGAAAGACAACAUAAAGUCCUUCAAGAAGCUUCUUGUUCUGACGCAGAUUCCCAAGACGUCCAAAAGUCCCAAAUCGAAACUAAGCAAUGAUUCUUGCGCCGUGAUCAGCGAAUCUUCAGCGUCAGCUUCGUCCACCGAUAGCGCCCACCGGGAACGGAACAUGCUGCUCGGGUUACAUCAGCUGUCACGGCAACACACGGCCAGGAGAAACAGCAAUCCGGGGGCGAAUAGAAUCGAUGCCGACUCUUCAGUUCUGGGGCCGGAACAGCCAUUUGUACAACCAAGCCCACCGACGAUGGACGAGCGCCCAGUGAAGACAAUGGUGGAUCAAUGGUUGGGGGACUGUCCAGUUGUAGGGAAUCGAAUGGAAUUAGACUCGACAAAAAGAAGAAUCGAAUUCAGCGUGCCGAGCAUCGAGGAGGAAGCAGAAACUUGACUUGAGGUGUUGGAGGUGUCCUCAAAAGUUGGACGUGCGUAACCAAAGCAACAAAUGGUAUUAGAAUCAAUGUGCUGAAGUGCGCCCUCUAUUUUUAAUGAUGUAACCAGGUGCAAUUAUUGUAAAUUCCGAAGACAGUCACACGAUGAGGCAUGCAAAGUCUUCUUUAUUCUCCAAGAUGAAUUUCGAUCUUGUCCUUUUUUCAAGGAUCAGUUCAUGUUUGUUUAUACUAUACAAAGUUGAAAUAAAAAUGUAUGGUGUGGAGUGAA
Acanthaster planci (crown-of-thorns starfish) is the source of this 1730-nucleotide messenger RNA. RefSeq lists its product as uncharacterized. NCBI's taxonomy places the organism in Eukaryota, Metazoa, Echinodermata, Asteroidea, Valvatida, Acanthasteridae. The record is from RefSeq and is a predicted model, not a curated record.